GUGUGUGUGUGUGUGUUUACAGUCCAGUUGAACUGUUGUUACUGAACAACUUUAUUAAUAUGAUCACAUGUAUUAAUGCAGCAGGAAUGAUGGAGACUCACAUACUGUGAUAAACGGUGCUCGGAUGGAGUCGUCACGGGGGGCUGGCGGACUCUCCCGCGAGUAUAAACUGGUGAUGCUGGGCGAGGGAGGAGUGGGUAAGAGUGCCAUCAUCAUGCAGUUUAUCAGUCACCGCUUCCCUGAGGACCACGACCCGACUAUAGAGGAUGCCUAUAAGACACAGAUCCGCAUCGAUGACGAACCCGCCAACCUGGACAUCCUGGACACAGCAGGACAGGCGGAGUUCACAGCCAUGCGGGAUCAGUACAUGCGUGCCGGCGAGGGUUUCAUCAUCUCCUACUCCAUCACGGACCGCCGCAGCUUUCAGGAGGCUCGACAUUUCAAGCAGCUGAUCUACCGCGUGCGCCGCACCGUGGACACGCCCGUGGUGCUUGUGGGGAACAAGUCCGACCUCACUAACCUCAGACAGGUGUCAGAAGAGGAGGGGAGGGAGCUGGCGCGGGAGUUCCAGUGCCCGUUCUUCGAGACGUCGGCGGCGUUCCGUUACUACAUCGACGAGGUGUUCGUGGCUCUGGUGCGUCAGAUCCGCCAGCGCGAGGCCGAGGUGGUGCGCGGCGGGGAGAGCAAGAGCAGACGCAGCCGGUCCUUCUGGAGACGCCUCAAAGCUCCCUUCCGCAAGAAAAAGCACUCCGAGCACUGAGGGCUGAUGGGAUGCCCCGGUCCUCCAACGUCACUCCUCCUCCGUAAACCUGUUACCUAGCUGGUCUGUGAACUGGUAGAUUAGUUUAUAGGAUUUAUUUCGAUUAAGCGCUCUAAAUCGUUAUCGGAUCGGAUAUCAGGAUGUUCUGAUGUGCGGGACACACGUACACAUACGAUAAAUCUGCGAAUUACUGUUACCCUCAUAGGUGCGUUUAUUAGAAAGGCCCGAACACACCAGGGACCAGGUGACCUUAUGCAGAAUUUGGAAAUUCUGGAACUCUUUCUGGAAUUUCAAGCUUUUUUAUUAUUUAAUGUUCACAAAAUUUUCUUCAGGGACCAAAUCUGGAAGUGUUCAGACCUGUUCUUCUAAUUUAGUCAUUUCCCGUUCCCUUUUCCCAACUCUUUUUGCACUUAAACCACCCGUAAUACAGGAAUGCAGACUAGUGGCCACUGUAGCUCAGCGGUUCAAGUCCCACCAGCACUUAGUUGGCACUGUUGGGCCCCUGAGCGAUGCCCUUAACCCCGGCUCGAAUUGUAUUCAGUCACAAUUGAGAGUCACUUUGAAUACAGGCGUCCACUAAAUGCUGUUAUCGCAAAAAUAAAUGUAAAUGGUGCUCAGUCAGGGCUGGAGAGACGUACCGCGUACAGAGGAUCACGCUGUGCUCUCAAAUCAAAUCAAAGUUGAUUUCUCACAUACUUAGACAUACGCAGUACAAAAUUGGACACAAAUAUUCAUAUUAGGGCAUCCAGGUGGUGCAUCCAGGUGGUUCGAAACUCGGUGUUGCCACCGGUCGGCUGGGUGCCAUCUAGCGGGCAUGAUCGGCAGUGCCUGCAGCAGACACGUUCCUGCUAGGGCGGGAUGGCCGGACUAUGUGGGUGGGGUCUUUAAACGCUGUGUAAAAACCCUGAUUGGCAGAUAGAGGCGCUUGUGCAGAAUGCAUGGGUGAAAAAGGGUUCUGCUAAAGGCUGCACGCGGGUCGUGGGAGGGGUGAGCAGCAAUAUACCCAACUCGACUCAAUCAGGGAUCCACCAGCAGCGGAAGACAGAUUGACUACACUAAAUUGGGAGAAAAUGUUUAUUAAAUAAUUUGCCGUCUGUGGGUGGAAUUUUAUCACAUUUCUGACUGCACCUCUCCAGUACGCGCCUCCCUCGUAUGUUUGCACUCACAGACCUGGUGUGUUCGGGCCUUCGUACUGUGUUUAGUAUUAAUCAGGACUUGAGUUACGGCAGCAUGUUUCUGAGGUGCAGGAGAGCUGUAGUACCUGGGUUUCUUUUUUCUGGGAUGAAAUAGGAAGGUCGUAGAGAUGUGAAGAAAGUUUGAGUACGUGUGGAUGUGAAACAGUUCGAGAAAAUAAUUGAAGAGAAAUAUGGAAUAGAUAACACGUGGGUUGGUGGACAGGUGGAUAGCUCAUUGAACACAAUGAAACAAUGAGUUGUUGAAAUCCCUUACAUGUGUAUGUAAACAUUUGACCAUGUAAGGCUUGUUUGCAGCCUUAUGUUUCUUUUGGUGAGGAGUUUUGCAUGUUCUUCCCUAGUCUGCAUGGGUUUCUCCAGGUCCACCUCUCACACACAUGCAGUAGUGCAAAUGUUCGUCGCCCACUCUGCUCCCAGUGUUUUUGUUAGGUGCCUGACUCACUGUGCCCUUGACCAGGAUGGGGUGGUUGGUGGAAGUAAAUAAACCAGCAUUUGGACCGGGACUCAUUUGCUCAUUUUAUGUUCUUGCUUUACCAUGGUCAGGGUUGCAGUGGGUCUAGAGCUGGGUCACCACACACUCACACGUACAGACAAAUUAGAGCAGCCAAUCCACUUAAUGCAUGUUUUGGGAGGUACCUGGGAGAACAUGCGAAGAUUCAUAAAGGCAGCAAUUGGAGGGGAAUGAACCUAGGGUCCUAGUACCCACAUUUCUGUGCUGCACCCACACCAAACUGCACCACUAUACUGACCUGAAUUUACCCAACUGUAGAGAGAGAAAGAUGGCUCAUGAAUAGUAUAAGAAUGGUGUAUAAAUGGCUAAUGAAUAGCAUAUGAAUGCUUAUAACUGGUAUAUAGUGCAUGUCUGGAGUAAGAACAGCUUAUUGGUGUAUGGAUAGCAAAUAAAUGGUGUAUAGAUGGUGUAUUAAUGACGUGUAUUGCAUAUGAAUCACACUUCAUUAGUGUAUGAAUGGUGUAUGACUAGUAUAUGAAUAGUUCAUGAAAGGCAUAUGAAUGUGACUCCUAUAUAGUUUUUUCCUCUUCUUAAUGUUGUGCAAUUACUACACAUAAAUUCUGAACGUCUGUUUAUUGCUGUAUGUCGUACAAAAUGUAGAAGUUUUUUUAAAACAGUGUGAUUAUGGAAGUGCUUGAUUUUUUUAUGUGAUUAUAAUUCUUAUAUUUUACUUAAUUUAUUUUUCUUAGAGGUUCUUAAAUAAAAUAAAUACACAUUUCAACAUUAA
Molecule: messenger RNA, 3191 nt
Organism: Trichomycterus rosablanca
Lineage: Eukaryota; Metazoa; Chordata; Actinopteri; Siluriformes; Trichomycteridae
Gene: rit1
Product: Ras-like without CAAX 1
Exons: 6
Coding region: 125-760 (211 amino acids)
Biological process (GO): Ras protein signal transduction
Cellular component (GO): plasma membrane
Molecular function (GO): GDP binding; GTP binding; GTPase activity
Source: RefSeq, a predicted model, not a curated record